AGAGAGGGAAAGAAAGAGAAAGAGAAAUAGAGAAUCACAGAAAACUUGUGCAUGCUACAGAAUUUACUAUCGUCGAGUGCAGUAAGCAGCAGUAAGUCUUUAUUAAAAACUUAAAUAAUUAAUAUAUUUUUAUAUUUUUUCUUAUUUUAAACAUCACAAAAUGACUUCAAGAAAGAUACCUAUAACAUCAGAAAAUUAAGAAAAUCGGAAGCUCAUUCAACCAUUUAUUAAUAUUAGAAGUUUAAUUAUACUAAGCUAACCUAUAAAAAUGGAUAAAAUCAAUCAGUCGUGGAAAGAAAUGGGUAUCACAGAUCCUAAGGAACGAAUCAAGGCCCUUACAGAACAUGCUUCGAGAGUAGAAAUUGAUCCCAAUAUUGCGCCUAAAAGAUACUAUCGUACUGGAGUGGAAAUGGUUAGAUUAGCAAACAUGAACAUGCAAGAUGGCAGUUACGAAAAUGCCUUUACACUAUAUAUGAAAUUUAUAACACUUUUUGUGGACAAAAUAAGGGGCCAUCCACAAUAUGAUAAUGUAUCGGCUAAGGACAAGGCAAUGAAUAGAGAUGCUUUACGAGUAGUCAUUCCCAAAGCUGAAAAAUUGAAGAAACAAUUGUUGGAUCAAUAUCAAGCAGAAUUGGAUAAGUAUUUAGAGGAUUUAAAAGAAAGGGAAAGGAUUGAAAAAGAGCGUUUGAGACAAGAAGAACUUCAAAGACAAAAAGAAGAGGAAAACAGAAGGAACAAAAUGGCUGCUCUAGCUGCUGUCAAGGCAGCUAAGGCUGCUAUUACUGCUAACAUACCAAUGGAGACAAAAAAUUUGCCUUCCAUUGCACCAAAAACUGUGAUAAAUCUUACAAAUGAAGAUAAAUCAAUUAAGAGUUCCAAGGACAUGAAAACACCAACGGUGGAUCGUUCUACAAAACCUUCUUUACUAACAAGCGACGGACUAUCUUUACGCGAUGUUAUUCUGCCAACUAAAUUAAUGCACAAUUUCUUGACGCUCGCCUUUAACAAUACGACGAGCAAUAAAGAGACAUGUGGCAUUUUGGCUGGGCGAUUGGAACGAAAUAAAUUGUUGGUAACGCAUCUCCUGAUACCGGAACAAACUGGAACUCCAGAUUCUUGUACCACUCAUUACGAAGAAGAUAUAUUCGAUUAUCAAGAUCAACAUAAUCUUAUUACUCUCGGUUGGAUUCACACGCAUCCUACACAGACUGCAUUUUUAUCAAGUGUAGAUCUUCACACACAUUGUGCUUAUCAAUUAAUGAUGGCGGAAGCUAUAGCAAUAGUUUGCGCGCCAAAAUAUGACGAGACAGGAUUUUUUAUCUUAACACCUGAUUAUGGUUUAGAUUUUAUUGCAAACUGCAGAGAAACAGGUUUUCAUCCACAUCCUAGUGAACCACCAUUGUACACGAAAGCAAGACACUACAAAUUAGAUGUAAUGGCACUUCAAGUCGUGGACUUACGUAGAAAAUGAUAUAUCUCAGAUACAAGAUAAUUAUUUUAUUUAAAAAAUAUUUCUAAUUAAAAUUUGAAAAAUCGCAAUUCACAAUAAGGUAAAAGUACCACUUGCCGGACUAUAUCCCUAUAUCCCGACAUUUAUAUGAAAAUUUAUCGUUAUUAAUCUUAAAUGAUUUUUUUUAUCAUAUUAAAACUUUAUCUAAAUCUUUUAAUAUUUAAAGAUAUUUAAAUAAUAUUUAUAUAAUAACAAUUUUUUAAUGAUAUAAAAAUCAAUAUCCGAUAAACAGUAAAUUUAUUACGCAAUUUGGCAAAGGACAUAUUUUGAUCCUAACAAUGGUCCUAACAUUUUCUGAAAAACAUUCAUACCUUAUUUUUUUAUAGUUUUUGUUUCAUAUUUUUAUUCUAUAAAGAGUUUGAUAAAUAUUAUUCAAAGCGGAAAAGAUUUAGAUUAUAAAGAAAAUAAUUUUUUAAGCUUUUAAUUAAUUUAAACAAUAUUUUUUUAUAAAUUUUACAAAUGUAGCUACUGAUGCAUUAAUUUAUAUGACUGCCAAGUAAACUGAUUAUUUGUUUAGUUUCCGUUUAGUUUACAUCUUCGAAAAUACUGAAUCGUUUAUAAUAAAUUACUAUAAAAAUUAAAUUCAUAAAUAUUUUUAUAUACAAUACUAUUUGAUAGUAUUAUCAGCACAUUAUUAAUAUCUAUAAAUAUAUAUUUUAAUUGUAAUUAAAAAAAUAUAUACUUUAAUGAAGACAGGAGGAAUGCUGUGCAUAACUUGUUCAAAAGAAACCGAUAGAAAAUGACAGACAGAUAACAGAAUGAUAAAUUUAAACUUUAUAGAAAUUUUAUCUAAAUAUUGUACAAUAAAAUUAUCAUUUUAAUCAGACCUACAUUUGAAAAAUAUUUGUUUUUCUAUCGUCUUUUAAUAGUACUUUAAAUAAUCAAUUAUUGAUCUAAACGUUUUUUAUAUAGCUUGUUAAGUUAUCUAAUCCAAUUUAAGAAUGACAAUUUGAAAAAUGAUAGGUAAUUUAUAUGUAUGCAAGAAAUAUUAAAAUUAGUUAUAUAUAAAAAGCACAAACUCUAAUGGUAAAGUAUUGCAUAAUACGUCACACGUAAACUGAAAACAUCAUGGAAUUAUAUUAAUUUUAACAAAAGAUAGACAUUAUUAAAAAUUAUUACUAAAUUACACUAAAAACAAAAAAUCUGAUAUUUACGAACCAAAAAUAAUAGAGUUAUAUCAAUUUUUUCUUAUCUAGUUCUGUCAGAAUUUUUAAGUGGAAUAACCUAGUAAUGUACUUGCAUUGACAUUAAAUAAAUACAUAUUUAAAAAUGAAAAUAUAAUUAUUAUUACAAAAUAGUUUGAAAUUCUUUUAUUUUAUACGCAUGAUAAUUAUAUUCGGAUAUUGGGUCAAAAGAAUGUAGUAAUCAGGACAAAUACUUUCGAUAUUUCGGUUCAUUCGUAUGCUUUAAAAUUUUUAUUACUAUUAAAAUAAUUGAAACAUUUGUCAUGUAUUUUGUGAGUUAAUAAUAGGUCUUGUACUUCAUCUUUUAAUUAGUAACAUAAUCAAAUUGUUAAAAACAGUAAGUAAAAAUUAAACAACAUCGUAAUAACAUCGUUACAAGUCCGGCUAUUGGGGCAUUUAUCUUAAAAAUCGUGAAUCUUAUUACGCGAUUAAUACAGUACACAAUAUUGAAAAUCUAUGAAAAGUAAAUAAUUUAAUUACAAUAAAAAUGCUAUAAAACGUAAUAUUUAAAGAAAAUGUCACAUUUAAUAUUUAUAACAUAAGAUUUAUAAUAUAUUGUUCUUGCAGACAGAAGAUAUAAAAAAAGAAUAUAAAUUAUCCAGAAGUUAGUAUAGAGUGAAAUAAUAAUGAAUUAAUAAUUAUUAACUUCUGAAUUAUAGAAGACAAAAAUAUUUACAUAUGAUUGAUAAUAGCGAUAACAGUAGAAAUAUAAAAAUAUGUCUUGUAUUUGAUAUUUUCUCAAUUUUAAUCAAAAGCUUUAAUUCACUUAUAAGUAUAUUUACAACUGUUAAACAAAAUCAAAUGUACACAUUUACAUAUGUAGAUAAUCUUUGUGAGAUAUUAUGUAAACACAAUCUUUGUUAAUAUUUUAUCUUGUUAUACAUAUUGUAAUAUGUAAUAUAAAAUUUAAUAUUUUAUUUUGUUUUCAUAUAAAUUUUUUUUACAUAGAGACUACAAAGAUAUAUAGAUUUUGAAAGCUUUCUGCUUUUAGAAUAUAGUUGAAAAAGAUAUAAAAUAUGUUAUAAAUUUUUUACGUUUUUAUGUUGCUUAAAAGAUAAAGUUUAAUCAUAAAUACGUCAGCCUCAUAAUUAAUAUCAAAGCUUUUUUUUUUAGAUAACUUUUAUUUUUCGUUUAAAUAUCAAAUUUAACAUAAAUAAAUUUUUUGUUUAUUACAUAAUUUCUUAUUCACAAAAUAUGGUAUCAGUGUAAACAAUUUCAAGUUAAAAUUUUACUUUUCUGCGUAACAUGCUUAUAUAAAGCUCAUCGUGCCUUUUUGAAAAUAACAAGUGUUCAUUAUAUUCUAGUAAUCUAACAACAGAUAAUCGAAAAACGUCACAUCACAAAAUGCUAUGUAUAUAUUAAUUUUACCGAAAAAUAAUUGUAGAUGGAAAUAUAAUUAUAUAUAUAAAUAGAA
Molecule: messenger RNA, 4108 nt
Organism: Monomorium pharaonis (pharaoh ant)
Lineage: Eukaryota; Metazoa; Arthropoda; Insecta; Hymenoptera; Formicidae
Product: STAM-binding protein-like A
Exons: 8
Coding region: 269-1471 (400 amino acids)
Biological process (GO): protein K63-linked deubiquitination
Cellular component (GO): membrane; endosome
Molecular function (GO): protein binding; K63-linked deubiquitinase activity; metal-dependent deubiquitinase activity
Source: RefSeq, a predicted model, not a curated record